UGUGAUGUGAUGGACGGACAAAAUAGUGUUAUAGCCUGUAUUUCGUGUUGAUACGCAGGAUGUUGACGUCGAAUCGGCAUUCACUAGCCUUAUUAUGUGCCAAGAGCCUUAAGCUUGAACUGCCGGACUCUCAUAAAUCUUCACCGAUCCCUUUACCGCACUAUGCAAUGACUCAGUCCAACGUACAUGUUCCUCUUUUCGUUGGGGCACAAUGGAGUCACGGUUCUAGGUCAUAUCAGAAUCCUUAAGCUUGGUAAUGACUACAGCCAUUCCUUGAUCAUUCCUUGAUGGCCACUCUUGGGUUGCAAACGCAUCACUGAUCGUUACACAAAGGCCGUUGGUGGAACCUGGUCACGCCGCAUAAUGCAAGUUUGCACCCUAUAUGCACUAAUAGUCACACACGAUGAUCGCCUUCAACAGGAAAUAUGAACGCCACAAUUCUGAGGCUGUAGGAAGCAUAUAUGGCGGACGAGACUCUCUUUACGACACCGGUAGACCACCUUCAAUCUCAUCUAGCCAAGCAAUUCUAAGCCAACCGUCAUGCUGAACCUCUCAGUUUCUCAAGGGCUUAUGCUCUCCGGUGCAACUUUUGCAUCGUGGAUCAUCGGCGUUAUCAUCUACAGGUUGUACUUCCAUCCUCUCGCAAAAUUCCCAGGACCCAAAAUAGCUGCAUGUAGUGAGUUUUGGUUUCUGCGCAGUUGGGCCAGUGGGUACUAUGUUCAUAAUAUUGGCGACCUGCACCGCAAGUACGGCGAUGUUGUCCGAACUGCCUCCAACGAACUCAGCUUCAGGUCUCCAGUCGCACUCAGGGACAUUUAUAAUCAUGUCUCCAAAGACAGACCUACGUUUCUGAAGAGUGACACCUUAUACACUGUUGAUCCGUCUGUCACGCGCCCUGAUAUUGUGUUCACUAGAGAUCCACGAGAUCAUCGGCUGCAGCGGAGAUCUCUCGCUCAUGCAUUCAGUGCAAAGGCCUUGAGGGAUAAUGAAGAGUCUGUACAGUUUCACGUCAAGUUACUCCUAGAACGGCUCGGGCAAAAUGCAGGACCUGGGACUGGAGGAGCCAACAUGUCAGAGGUCUUCAACUGGUUGACCUUCGACGUUAUCGGCGAUCUGACGUUUGGCGAAUCAUUUGACUCGCUGAACCAAUGGAGACCUAGCGAAUGGGUAACUUGGCUUCUUGGAUUCAUCUCUUCGCUCACUUUUCUCCCCUUCAUCAACCGCUUCAAGAUCCCAAUGACACUAGUCGUGUCUGUGAUGCCAAGCUAUCUCAAAGAAAAGAUCGACAUCCAUACAACUGAGAAGAUCAAGAAGCGAAUCGGAAUGGGAAACUCCCGCGACCGUGAAGAUUUCUUUGCUUAUAUCCUCAGGAAGGAAAGUGACAACCUGGAUCUUGUUCAUUUGCGUGAGCAAGCCAAGGUUCUCAUGAUCGCGGGGUCUGAGACGACAGCAAACCUACUUGCUGCUACAACUUAUUAUCUGCUGAAGAACCCUGACAAGUUGGCCAACCUUCAGGCUGAAGUGCGCUCGGCAUUUUCGGCACGAGACGAGAUCACGGGCGAUGCAGUAGCUCAUCUUCCAUACUUGAACGGCGUCAUCGAAGAAGGUCUUCGUAUCUUCCCUCCAGUCCCAUUUGGUCCCCCGCGUGUCUGCACAGGGGCCACUAUCGACGGACACCACGUCCCUAAAGGCGUCGUUGUAUCUGUCGAUGGAUUUGCAACGACGCAUGAUGAGCGCAACUUCAUUAGACCAGAUGAGUUUCUACCAGAACGAUGGAUCGGUGAGGGUUUUGGAGAUCGGAAAGAGGCUAGUAAACCCUUUUCGCUUGGCCCUCGAGGUUGUCUGGGUAUCAAUCUUGCGUACAUGGAGGCGAGGGUGACAAUGGCCUCGCUUGUUUGGAAGUACGAUUGGGAGUUUGUCAAUCAGGAUCUCGAUUGGCUCGCGGAUGUCAGGUUGCAUCUCCUCUGGGAGAAGCCGAAGCUCAUGGUUCGCUACCAUCCACGAGACGAAGUCGCGACUACUUGAGAGGAGAUUUUCAUACACCAUAUGAACGGAACAUCCAAUAAGAAGGGAUAUUUAAUGCCUUUGGGGAUUGCAUACGUCACGAUUUCUGCUCACUCCUUCAAGACUUUGGGCAGCGACGCGGAAGAAUGAACACCUUGAGUCGGUUAUGUACCAGAAAGAUCUUCAUUUAUGUAUAUUCAUAACUCUAAUGCAAUUCAGAAUAGGUUGUUAAUUUGAACGGUCAGGCUGAAACACUCCAAUGCUAAAUUAGGUUUGUCUGCCAUUCUUUGUGGCGCGCUACCUCAGCUGAUUGGCGAUUAUACGAACUUCGGACCACGGAACGGAAAUUCCUUAUCGUCAGAGGCGUUUUUAGACUUGGCCGCCCUGUCAGGGGGUUAGCGCCUCAAUCGUUGUCGAAGAUUGCUGAUCUAUUACUGAGGCAAUAUGGUUUCUAUCAUGAUGUCAAGGCUUGAGGCCUCAAUUCCCCCUCAUCUUGAGCACAUACUGUUCACGCUUAGAGAUGAGAAAAAGAUGUAUGAUCGUAUUACAAUAACUUAAUUAUGCAAAAAUGGUAUCAGAACUCGCUAGUCUAUGAAAGCACAGCCUUGUCGGCCUUGAGUC
This is a messenger RNA of Fusarium odoratissimum NRRL 54006, 2625 nucleotides long. RefSeq lists its product as uncharacterized. Bases 541 to 2025 code for a protein of 494 amino acids. The record is from RefSeq and is a predicted model, not a curated record. NCBI's taxonomy places the organism in Eukaryota, Fungi, Ascomycota, Sordariomycetes, Hypocreales, Nectriaceae. Gene Ontology annotation, molecular function: heme binding; oxidoreductase activity, acting on paired donors, with incorporation or reduction of molecular oxygen; iron ion binding. The transcript has 4 exons.